AGCGGCUCAAUGUCUUCAGACAACUCGCUGGCCGGAGAGGUGAUGGAUGUCCGUGGACGUUUGGAUGAGCCGCUCCUCUCCCCCGACACCUCCCCGGGCUUCCUUGACCAGGCCUCACGGGCGCCGCCUCCUGUGGCGGCGGAUGGCACCUCUAGUGAGGUUCUGAAGAAGAUCGCGCUCUCUUGUGGGGGUCGGCUGAUCGACGAGCUGCAGGGACCCGAGAGCCAUGCGCUCUUUGAUGUGACCCUGGAGCAUGCAUUGCGUCUCUACGAGGCGUGCACCGAAGAUGAGGGAAGAGCAGUUGCUUGCAGCAGCCUUGCCUUGGGGGAGCGCCAGGAGACGCCCAAGUCGCCGGGGCGGCCCUGUAAGCCCUUCCGAGCCCCGAGCUUGGAGAUGAGCCUCGCCAAGAAGGCGGACGAGCUGAAUGCUGGCAUGGAUGUGCUGGCCUUGAAGAAUGCCCUCGAGUCGGAAGGUUUCAAGGGCCUGGACCGAGAGCCGCUCUUCCAAACGCUGUGGAAGUCUCUUGGACAAGAGACCAUCGAUGUACAUAGUUUCCACAGGGUGUUGCGGCAGCUGAAGUUGCACCUGCUCUGCAGCGGCGAGGACGACUUCGUGGAGGAGCGGGGCUUCUUCGGAGUGGUGGACUGGAACCAAAGGGUGGUCUGUGAGCAGUACUUCACCAAGGUGGACCAGUCACGGAUCUUCCUGGGACACCGCCUGGGUGGCAUGAAGAUGCGCUGGGUGCAUUGCAGUGCCGUCAGCAAGGUGACGAUCUUACGUCUGGCGGUGAAGUACCAGCUUCAUCCACUCCCGGUGGAAGACACCAUCCAGUUGCAGCAGCAGUCGGUUCCCUUGGUGCGAAGAUAUGGAGACAACUUCUUCAUCAUCCUUCCAAUGCUCAGGCUCACCACGCCUUCGCGGAAUGCGCUGGCGGCCUUUCACGGGCAGGUGGAGGGGCAACCCGAACUGGCCAGGCAGACCACCAACCAGGACGAGUUGUUGGAUCCUGAUUCCGGGACCGCUUUCGAGGUAGAGAUCGAGCAGGGGCGCCUGGCGCUCUUCGUGGCCGGUGCCCCGAAGUUCGAUACUUUGAUCAGCUUCCAGACGAACUGGGUGGUGCACAAGAGCGAGGACGUGGAGCACGGGCAUCAAGCCUUGCCCGUGGCCGGCGCUCGCAGGUUCUGCCGGCGCCGGCGGGCCAACUUCAACUUCCGGAGCUCCCGUGCGCUCAUUCGCGACGGCUCGGCGAGCUGCCGCAGCCGUGCGGAUUCCGCCUCCUCACCAAGGACGCCCAGCAUGAGCGCCGACAUCGACUUCGAGGACGCGGAGGGCUCCGACGCGGUGCCCUUCGACGAUGACGCCACCGAGGCCUUCGACGGCAUCGUGGAGGAGAUCCAGAAGGACAGCUCUAUGCUCCGCUCGGGCAACGCAGCCUGGCUCAUGUGGCGCGUCGUCGAUGUGAUUGUGGAUGAGAUGGAACCCAUCCUGUCAGCCUUCCGCGCUCGUCUCCAGUGGUUUGCGGCACACAUCGCCAAGCGCCGAUCGAAGGCCGACAACGAUGUGGAGAAGAAGCUGCUGUGGACGCGUGUGGAGUUGGAAUGGGUGCAGCGCAAGGUGCGGCCCAUGAUCCGAGUGGUCCGACACAUGAUCCACGAGAAAAGCAUCGAAGCGGAUGUGACGCAAUACCUGGAGGACGUGGAGGACCAUUUGGAAACCUAUUUAGAAGAGAUCAGUCGCAGCAUUGGGGUCUGCGACUCGCUGCGAGACCAAGUGCGAAGCCUGCGGGAUCGCGAUCAGCAAGGGGUGCUCUACGCAUUGGCGCUGGUCACGACCAUGACCUCUCCCAUGCAGCUCUUGUCGUCGAUGUAUGGCAUGAACUUUGUCAACACCAUGAACCAGCCAGUCGUGCCAGGACUGGGCCCGAUGGAAGUCAAGCGCGGCUAUUCGCUGUUCUGGGGAUUGGGCGUGGCCAUCGUCUCAACGAUCUACAUCAGCUUCCGCUUCGUCUUAAAAUGGAUGUAAUUCGCGAACGGGCCAAGCGAUGGAUCGGGGGGAGUUGAUUCACUCAGCCGACUUCACUUGGCAUUUUGGGUGUUCUCUC
Messenger RNA from Durusdinium trenchii, 2101 nucleotides. The record is from the annotation of a GenBank genome assembly. NCBI's taxonomy places the organism in Eukaryota, Dinophyceae, Suessiales, Symbiodiniaceae.